AUGAUGAGGUUGUCGACCUAUUCGUUAGGGGAAGCCUGCUGGGGUGCGGGGUAGCGAUGAGAAAGUCUAAGCAAUGACAGAGCCUGUCAAGGUUGAAGCGCGUUGAGAGAUCUGGGCCUUUGCGUUUCGGGGUGUCGCCAGGAUCCUGGAAGCCCUAAAGUGAGUGGCUAGAUGUUUUGGGGGCUGGGGUGAUGGUGGAGAAGCGCACCGGAGAAUGAUAUUGCAGAUUUGCAGCCCGUGACCCUGAGCUGCGUCUCUCGCCUCUAUCCCUGCGUCAGAGUUUGCCACGGGCGCGCAACGUGGGAUUUAUCACCUGCGCGUCCUUCUCCCUCCCCAUCGCCAUCCCUGUCGCCGGAGCCACCCCAGCAGCGCCCCCGCUUGCCCGGCUCCCUGGUCGCCAGCUGCCCGUUCCGCCGAUCUCUCCACCCCAGCGUGCCCACUGCGCCUUGCAUCCCUGCUGCGGUGGUGCUGGUGGCCCCUGCUUAUCCCCUCCCUCCCUGAUCCGUGUCUCCGGCCCCUCUCUGACGUAGCAGCAGGCUGAGAGAGGGGAGGGGGUGGGAAGGAAGAGAGUCGAGGAGGAGGGAGGGAGGGAUGGAUGACUCACAAUGUUAUGAUGCGGUUCCACAACACACAGCCACAUUCGUCUACCGACGAAGCACAAAAGCAGCCCUUCGGCGGCCCUGAAGCUGCGCUCGCCUGGACUCGACCCCUCGCCGCUCGGCAGCAGGAGCAGGAGCAGGAGCAGACACGGACAGGCAGCUCCUCGCCGCCGCCGCGCAUACGCGCCCGGGCGCAGGCUUCAAGGUGAGCAGCGCGGAGGGCAAAGGCGGCGGAGGCGGAGGCGCCGCCGCUGCAGCUGCACCUGAAACUUUGCCUCCCUCGCUCGCGGGGCUCUUGGGGAGUUGCACGUUUCGCCUCCACCUCCGGGCCGCGCCGAGAGAGCCCGAUCCCCGAUUCCCUGCUUCCUCCCACCUCCGGCCAAGUCCCUCUGGGAACUUCGCGACGCCAAAUCCGCCUUUAUUUUCCUUCCGCGCAGGCAGCCACGUGAGUCAGACUCUGCGGUGAUUAACGCCUCGAGUCCCCCCCCCCGCACGCCCCCGACACCUGGACUCCUCCCACUUCAUUUCUUUUUCCUACCCCUGAUUUCUCCCUUCUUCCCCCCGCCCUUCUAGGAGAGACGAAGUGGACGGGUGAAGUGCGAAAAGCAAGGUAAGAAAGCAGCGCGCAGGGCUUUCUGCUGGGACGCUUCUCGCGCGGCAUUGCUCUGGACCCGGGCUGCUCUUUGGGGGGAGCUGGAGUUGCGCGCGGCGUUACUGCUGCUGCAGGACGGAUUGGGAAGCGCUAAUGGCCCAUGCCCGCACGGUGGACAAAUGCAUGAGGCUGCUGCUGGGGCUUCCGAAAGUCAGCUUUUGGGGGGUUGUAAUGCCGCUUUGCUGCCGACAGGGGGCGCGCCCGAGAGUCCCUGUCAGAACGGGGGCGGACGGGAGGAGGCUUUGAAUGAACACGCAUGGAAAUGACGUCGAGGCCCCGGUAGAGGGCCCUCUUGCAGCCACAAUAAAAGGCCCGUGACAAGGGUGGGUCGAAAAAGGGAAUAUUAUCCGAGGCUGCUGGUCGUGGCGGGGGUCGUUUAAUGCAAGGGGCAACGGGGUACAUCACCAGAGGGUUGGGUUUAGGCAAUGCAACGUUGCUGACCUCUUUUCUCAAAGGUUGCUCAGAGGCCUUAGGGCACUCUGCAUAUUUCAGAAUGUUUUCCAACGUUGCCAGAGUCAUUGGUUAUGUGACAUGCUGUGUAAUAGCAACAUCUACAAUUGGAAGGCUGUAGCUCAGAGGGAGGACAGCUGCUUUGCAUGCAGAAGGCGCCAGGUAAAAUCUCUGCGUAGGUCUAUGACAGCCCCCUUCCUGAAGCCCUGUACCCAGUUAGGGUAGGCAACAUUGAGCUAGAAGGGUCAAUGGCCUGACUCGCUAUAAGGCAGCGUUGUGUGUUGCGUUGUGUGUUCCAUAUGAAUAAGAGCAAAAGCAGAAAAGCUGUUUCUUAACCAGAUGGGCCGUUCAGAUCAUGGGCGUUGCGAAACCCAAGACUCUGAUUCUGUGCAGGCUUAACUGGGAGCAAAUCAUACCAUACUCAGUGGGAUUUAUUUCUGAGUAAACAUAUGUAGGCUUGAGCUGCACGGAUACAAUUAUGCUUAAAGCAAAAGCAUAAUGAAACCCUAGCCUUAACCUACAAUUAGCUGACCAGGUUACGAAAGUUGUGAGGAUAAGCUGAACAUGUUGUUCAAGGCACCUGAGUUGUGGGCCUGUUUGUGUAAACAAUGAGAACAAUAGGCUGAACCAGGGAUUUGAAUCGUGCAGACCCCAAACCGCUUUGCACAAAUUACAGUGGUACCUCGGGUUAAGUACUUAAUUCGUUCUGAAGGUCCAUUCUUAACCUGAAACUGUUCUUAACCUGAGGUACCACUUUAGCUAAUGGGCCUCCCGCUGCCGCUGCGCCACUGGAGCACGAUUUCUGUUCUCAUCCUGAAGCAAAGUUCUUAACCUGAAGCACUAUUUCUGGGUUAGCGGAGUCUUUAACCUGAAGCAUAUGUAACACGAGGUACCACUGUACUACAGUCCUGUCUCUCUUUGAGUUCCCUCUUGAACUUGGUAAAAACCAGGCUGAUUUCCUCCCCCCCCCCCCAUUUUCAUUGCCUUUUUACAGAGGUGGGUGGAGGAUUCUAAUUACCGAACUGUCUGAAUGUGGAGCAAGGGCCCAGUGGUAAUUAUUCCAGACGGAUGAAUCCACUGAGCUUUCUAUCUGCUCAAAUACACAUUCCAUGCUGUGUAGUGCAGAACAUGCCAUAACUUCCACCUCCAGAAGAGGACCAGAUCACCUCCUGGGUCUGACACGCACAGUAGGCUUCUCCCAGGGCUGAUAAUUGCUUGCCGUUGUCUCUCCGCAGGUGA
Podarcis lilfordi (Lilford's wall lizard) is the source of this 2940-nucleotide messenger RNA. NCBI's taxonomy places the organism in Eukaryota, Metazoa, Chordata, Lepidosauria, Squamata, Lacertidae. The record is from the annotation of a GenBank genome assembly.